AUGCUGGAGCCCUCAUCAACGCAACCCUUUACUNNCCCCCUCCCACACGAACAAACUCUCUACAAGUCGCCAGCCCGCACCACUUUCUCUCUGCAGUCACUCAACAAGUUCCCUGGAAAGGAGCCUGUUUACUGGUCAGCCUCUGCCGGCACCUUGUACCUCACCAACCGCCGCCUCGUUUACCUGCCCUCUACACCGACACCUCAACUUCAGUCAUUCGCCGCACCUCUUCUCAACACUCACGAUUCGCAUGUCGUCGCACCUUGGAUAGGACCNAAUGUGUGGACCGCCCUCGUACAACCUGUUCAAGGCGGUGGCAUUCCUGCCCACAUCCCCGCGUUAGAACUCAAGUUCGCAUUCAAGGACGGAGGAGCAUACGAUUUCCACUCUGGAUAUGAGAGGGUGAAAGAGAGACUACAGCAACAAGUUGAUGUCGCGAGGCAAUCAGGACAUCUCCAAGGCGAUGGCAGUGAGGCUGGACGGGGAAGAGGAGGAGAUACUCUUGCUGCCGUUGACGUUGCAAACGUGCAUCUGGACGACUUGCCUGCUUAUGAGGAAUCUGGUGCUUCGGUGUCUAUUCCUCAACUUCAGGCACAGGCUACUCCGGCACCUGCAUCGAGGCAAGCUCCAGCCUCGCCCGAGUCACACGCGCCAGAAGUCUUUACACCACCUGCCGAGCCACCUCCAGGAUACGAGCAGGUGCAGAGAGAGACUGUGGAAGACGAGUUGGAGAGGAGAUUGAGCAGUGGUCGCAUCCUUUGA
Molecule: messenger RNA, 762 nt
Organism: Aureobasidium vineae
Lineage: Eukaryota; Fungi; Ascomycota; Dothideomycetes; Dothideales; Saccotheciaceae
Source: the annotation of a GenBank genome assembly